This is a messenger RNA of Phragmites australis (common reed), 3237 nucleotides long. RefSeq names its product G-type lectin S-receptor-like serine/threonine-protein kinase At2g19130. The transcript has 2 exons. The coding region runs from base 87 to 2489 and encodes 800 amino acids. The record is from RefSeq and is a predicted model, not a curated record. Gene Ontology annotation, molecular function: ATP binding; protein serine/threonine kinase activity. Lineage: Eukaryota; Viridiplantae; Streptophyta; Magnoliopsida; Poales; Poaceae. Gene Ontology annotation, biological process: recognition of pollen; protein phosphorylation.
CAAAGCACGCUUUGCUUCUCCAGGGGAUAACACCCUUGUAUAUAAACUUCUUGAACACUAGACAUCCACCACUUUCUUGCAGAGCGAUGGAUUUCCUCAGCAAGACACAUUCUUCCUUUACUUUUCCCAUAUUAGUUGUCCUCCAUAUUUGCACAGUUACGUUUGCUGCGACUGAUACAAUCUCCAGAAUCCAACCUCUUUCAGGCGAUACAACUGUUGUCUCAAAAGAAGGAAAGUUUCAGCUAGGAUUCUUCUCUCCAGGUAAUAAUGAAAACUUUUAUGUUGGUAUCUGGUUCAGAUCUAUUUCAAAGAGGACUGUCAUCUGGGUGGCCAAUCGAGAUAAACCUGUCUCAAGUGCUACAUCUCCAGAACUUAAAAUUUCUGAGGAUGGAAAUCUAGUCCUUCUUAACUCUCUUGGGGCACCCAUAUGGUCAUCGAAUAGCACAAGGAAGCUCAACAGCUCUACCAUCGCAGUUCUCCUUGACAAUGGAAAUCUUAUCCUGAGAGAUCAAGACAACUCUUCUGAUGUUUUCUGGCAAAGCUUUGAUCACCCAACAGAUACAGUACUGAGCGGGCAGUGGUUUGGUAUAGACAAGAUCACAGGUGAAUACCAGAAUCGUGUUUCUUGGAAUGACCCAGAAGAUCCUGCAUCAGGUCCUUUCUCCUUUCAUGUAGACCAAAUUACACUCAACCAAUAUGUCUCACUCUGGAACCACUCGAAAGUUUACUGGCAAUCUGGGAACUGGACAGGAAAAGCAUUCGCAUCCAUCCCUGGAAUGUCACUUAACAGUAACUACAGCUAUGAUUUCGUUAACAAUAGUCGUGAGCUUAAGUUUAGGUGCACCACAAAGGAUGUGUCCAUAAUCACAAGAAUAAUUCUUAGUGUUAAUGGUCAACUCCAACGUCAUACAUGGUCCCAUGAUUCAGAGGAAUGGGUAGUACAAUGGUAUAUACCACAAGCUCUAUGUGACGUAUAUUCAGUAUGUGGGCCUUUUGGAGUCUGCAAGACAGGUGCUGCUGAGAAGCAAUGCUUCUGCUUGCCAGGUUUCAGACCAGCUUCCUUAAGGAGUUGGGAUCUUGGAGCAUGGAGUCAAGGAUGUGUCAGGCAAAUAGAUAUCCAAUGUGUCGAUGCAAAUAAACCAAGAGACAAAAAAGAGGAUGAUGCAUUUCUCAAGAUCACCAACAUCGAAAUUUCACGCAACCCAAUACCACUGAAAGUCCGAACCAUGGAGGAGUGCAGAUCUAUAUGCCUGAGCAAUUGCACUUGUACUGCAUAUGCGCACGAACAUGAUUGUAAUAUCUGGAAUGGUGAACUCCGGGAUCUUAAACAAUUAUCUGAUGGUAAUACUGAUGGUUUUGAUAUUUAUAUACGUCUUUCAGCAUCGGAUCCUCUAAUUCAAGAUAGUGAAAAGAAGGCGCAUCAUGUGAGGCUUACCGUGCUAAUUGUAGUGCUGGGCAGUAUUGUUGUGGCGCUAUGUGCUAUUUGGGUGAUAGUUCAGAUGUUUCAAAGAAGGAUUUCGAGUCAAAAGGCUUUCUCAAAUGAUUAUUCUCUCAUCGUAUAUGACUAUUCCUUUUUACAGCACUGCACAAAGAAUUUCUCAGAUAAACUGGGACAAGGUAGCUUUGGUUCAGUGUUCAAAGGAUUGCUCCCAGACUCAAAAUUAAUAGCUGUUAAGAAGCUCCAAGGCAUGAGACAAGGGGAGAAACAAUUUCAAACUGAGGUGAGGGCUUUAGGGAGAAUUCACCACACUAAUCUGGUUCACCUCACUGGGUUCUGCUUGAGAGGAGCCGAAAGGCUGCUGGUAUAUGACUUUAUGGUAAAUGGGUCUCUGGAUUCUCAUCUCUUCAAGAAUGUGAAGAUAUUGGAUUGGAACACAAGAUUCCAAGUUAUUCUAGGUGUUGCAAAGGGAUUACAUUAUCUCCAUGAUGAGUGUCAUGACCGCAUCAUACAUUGUGAUAUAAAGCCUGAAAAUAUACUUCUUGAUGCAGACUUUAGUCCAAAAGUGGCAGACUUCGGCCUGGCGAAGCUUAUGGAUCGAAAUUAUAGCAGGGCCUUGACAACUAUGAGAGGAACAAUAGGCUAUCUUGCACCAGAAUGGAUCGGAGGUCUUCCCAUUACACCAAAAGCAGAUGUGUACAGUUAUGGAAUGAUGCUAUUCGAGAUAAUUUCAGGCAGAAGGAAUACAGAAUUGAUGGAGAACAGAACCACAAGUUACUUUCCAGUGUGGGCUGCUGUGAAGAUAAGUUCAGGCGACACUUCUGAAAUCUUGGAUUCCAGACUUCAUGACGCAAAUUUUCAAGAGCUAGAGAGAGCAUGCAAGGUUGCGUGUUGGUGCAUUCAGGACAAUGAGGCUCACAGACCAACAAUGCGGCAAAUAGUUCAAAUCUUGCAGGGUACUCAAGAUGUCAGUUUGGCCCCAGUACCGGUAUUUCUACAACGACUAGUGGAGGGAGAAUAUGAGAAUGACAUUCCAGAGUCACGAGGUUGAACUAGAGGGAACUAGAGGGUGAACAGGAAGUGUUUGUGAGUGAAGCACAUGAGGAAAAAAUGCAAGCAUCUACACAUAUUGCACCUUUAAUUUUGUGAAGAAUGAGAUGGUUCAAUUGGCUAUUAUAUGUAUGUGUCGUAGAUGCAUGUUUAGGACCUGCGUAUGUCAGGAAUGGAAAUGGGUACAACCUAAUUGUUUGCAUGAUCUAUCCUUGGUUAUUGUUGUUAUCCAUUCCUUGUAACCUGAGAAUGAUGAUUAGAAGUCAUGUCUUAAUUUAUCAAUAUAUGCUGAGCCAUGUGUUAGGUCAUCGGUAGAAGUCGAGCAGUGGAUUGCUGUCAUCGUUCGUGAGAUGUAGGAUUUAUGAAACGUCAUGUAUACGUUCAAUUCUAAGAUAUGGUUAAUUGUUGGAUUACGAGACUUGGGUGAAGGGUAGAAGUGUUCAGGAAAGGAGUCUUGAACACUGUAGCUUCGUUUGGGUCAGUUAAGCACCGAUUGUUGAUGUUAUUGUCUUGAGCACUUUUUGUACUACCACAUAUUCAAUAUAUGCACAAAUGAGUUGAUUAUCUUCCGCCAUUAAAUUGUUUGGUUCAUGACCCUCUGGUGUGUAAGAAAAAGAGAUCGAAUUGGAGAAGUUAAAUUUGGGAUGGCGCGGACCCUAGGGAUGUCUGAGAGUGGACCUAGGUAUCCUCUGCAGCAUAGACACAUGUCAAAGUCGGCUAUAAUAGGUUUGAGAAAGGUUGUCACGAGG